UAAACAGCUGUUUAGCCUAAUUCUCAUUAGUAGAAAACUAGAAUGGAUCGAAUUAAACUGUCGCUUGUUUUAUUGUGUGUUACCACCAUAGUGGGGCUGUUUGUGUGUGUUGAGAGCCGGCCUCAGCACAACCUUCCGUAUGAAAAUGAAGAACUUGCAAGAAUUUACAUGAAAGAUUUAGAUAAAAAGUUUUCCCAAGCCUUGGAAGAGACAGUAAAUGCUCAAUGGAUUUACAACACUAAUAUUACUGACUAUAACCUCGAAAAAAUGGUUGAAGAGUCCCAGAAGUAUUACAAGUUUCAGAAAACAGCAUGGAAGGACACCAUCCUUUUUAAGUGGGAAGGUUUCAAAGAUGAAUUUUUGAAACGACAAUUUAAGAAACUGUCUGUACUAGGAACAGCAGCGCUGGAAGAUGAUAAACUAGAAAAGCUAUCAUUACUACAGGCAAAAAUGGAAAGGACUUACAGUACAGCAACAGUGUGCAUUCGAGACAAAUGUAAUCUGGCACUGGAACCAGAUUUGACUCGUAUACUGGCUUCAUCACGUGACUACGAAGAAUUGAAGGAGGUGUGGCUAAAAUGGAGAGAUGCUGCAGGAAAGCCUAUCAGGGAUCAAUACAUUGAAGUCACGAAACUAGGAAACGAGGCAGCAACGGGCAAUGGUUUCUCAGAUUUAAGUGAAAUGUGGUUGGCACCCUACGAGUCUGAGACGUUUCGAGAUGACGUCGAGAGUCUGUGGAACCAGCUUCGUCCUCUGUAUCAGAAAAUCCAUGCUUAUGUCAGAAUGAAAUUACGUGACAUAUAUGGAGACAAAAUGCCAAAAGAUGGGACAAUUCCUGCCCAUCUCUUGGGGAAUAUGUGGGCACAGACUUGGACAUCUCUUCUCGAUGACUUGAAGCCGUUUGACAAACCAAGUAUUGACGUAACAAAGAAAAUGCAAGAACUGAACUGGGAUGCAGAGAAGAUGUUUCAAGUUUCUGAGGAAUUUUUCACUUCACUUGGACUUAUUCCAAUGCCACCGGAAUUCUGGGAACAUUCGAUGUUAACGAAACCGAAGGAUAGAGACGUUGUUUGUCACGCUUCUGCAUGGGACUUUUACAAUGGAAAAGAUUUUAGGAUCAAGCAGUGUACUGACGUGACUACAGAGCAGCUAAUCACCGUUCACCACGAGAUGGGACACGUAGAAUAUUUUCUUCAGUACAAAAAUCAGCCCGUAGUUUUUAGAGAUGGAGCAAAUCCAGGUUAUCAUGAAUCUAUUGGCUGGCCUGACACUAAACUUGAAGAUUAUUUAGAAGCUUGAGAAAAGCAAACCCUUCAACCAAGAGAAGAUCCAGAACACCAUUAAUGUUUUCUUUGUACAACACUUAUGUACUUCUGUAAAACCGGACUAAAAUAUGAAUAAAUAAAAAUGCACAGUGCAUUA
Limulus polyphemus (Atlantic horseshoe crab) is the source of this 1422-nucleotide messenger RNA. Its product is annotated as angiotensin-converting enzyme-like. The record is from RefSeq and is a predicted model, not a curated record. Gene Ontology annotation, molecular function: metallopeptidase activity; peptidyl-dipeptidase activity. Bases 43 to 1299 code for a protein of 418 amino acids. Gene Ontology annotation, cellular component: plasma membrane. Lineage: Eukaryota; Metazoa; Arthropoda; Merostomata; Xiphosura; Limulidae. The transcript is spliced from 11 exons. Gene Ontology annotation, biological process: proteolysis.